Messenger RNA from Frieseomelitta varia, 5154 nucleotides. RefSeq names its product centrosomal protein of 152 kDa-like. The record is from RefSeq and is a predicted model, not a curated record. The transcript is spliced from 12 exons. Lineage: Eukaryota; Metazoa; Arthropoda; Insecta; Hymenoptera; Apidae. The coding region runs from base 117 to 4193 and encodes 1358 amino acids. Gene Ontology annotation, biological process: centriole replication. Gene Ontology annotation, cellular component: centrosome.
CAAACUUAUUUUUUGUGACCCACUUGUUACGUGUAGGUUAUGACGUUAUAAACAAAAAUAUGUUGGCUGUAAAUGUUUGGUUUUCAUGAUAAAUUCGUGCAUGCCAGACGAUAGGAAUGGAGGGUCCAAGUCUGAGCUUGUUUCUAGGCUCAGAAAAUAUUCAACUAAAUACAAAUACACAAGGCUUAGAGGAAGAUGAGGAGCAAGAGGAUGCCAAGCAACGUAGCAAAGAGAUCAAGGAUCUCUUGGACAAUGCGUUUGAUGAUUUAGAUGAAGAAUCUGAUACCAGUUCUAUCAAUGAUAGUCAUUAUCAAGAUAGCACUAAAGGAGCAAAAGUUUCUAAUACGACAUUAAAUUCUUCUCAAGGAAUUGUAUCAUCCAAAGACCAUACAGUAUCUCAAUUGCAAAAGGAGUUUGACACUUACGAUCAUGUCGAUAAUUCAAACAACUAUGACAGUAGCAUAAUGAAUCACAGAUCAGAGUUGGAACUUGCUCCUUCAAUCUCUAGCAUGCAAAGAGACUUCAAUGUAUAUGGUCAACCUGAUGCUCUGUGUUCUAAUAACAAUAGGGAUAAUGAUAUGCAUAAUAUUACUGCAGAAACGCCUUAUGAACUGGCAAGACCACCAAACUGUGCAUUUCCUAAAGACAUGAGAACGCAAGUCGAAGACUAUACUUUUAACGAAAAUUAUUUAUAUAAUUAUCAGACGCCAGCUAAUCAUUAUGCUCAAGAUAAAAAUUGUUCAAAUAAUGGUUAUAUCGAUGGAUAUGAGAAUAAUGUACAUUGUAAGCAAAUUCAUGAAUUUGGAGGUGGUGAUAAUCUUACAUCUGAUCACAUAAAUCAUUGUUACAAAACAAGUCCAAAUGGUAGACCAACCGAUGAUGAUAGUAUGGCUUAUAAAAUAGCAGAGUAUGAUAGUAAGGAACAAUUGGAAGUUUUAUAUACAGUACGAGUGAAAGAAGUUAAACGAUUAACGGAAGAGUUGCAACAACUACAGUUGGAAAAAGAAGAAGAGAAGCUUCAGCUUAGUAGAAAAAUAACACUUUUACAGGCUGAUAUCGAAAGAUCAAACAUAUCUAGAAAUCAAACGCAACACGCUUUAGUUGAUGCAAAAGCUGAAAUUGCAGAUCUUCAGAAUCAAAUAACAUCGUUAAAGGAAAAAAAUGCAAUUUUGGAGAAAACUAAUCAACAUAUGACAGAGGAAUUAAAUAUCGCCAGAGAUUCUGUAAUAGAAUUACAACAAAAAAUAGUUGUAUUAGAAAGAGUACAAGCAUUGCAAGCAAAUGAUAAAACACAUGAAAAAUUUUUGAAACAAGCACAAGAAAAGCAUGCAAUUGAAAUGAAAAAUAUGCAAAUUCAAAUUGAUGUACUAACAGACAAACUUAAUGCAAAGCUGCUCAAUGUGGAUUCCAACACUCAUUGUAUAUGGGAAACAUCUUAUAUUGCUUUGGAAAAUAAAUUAGCUGAUAUACGGAGGACGAAUGAAACAUUGAUGGUGGAGAAAGGAGAUACGAUGAAUCGUCUGGCACAAGCGCUAGAAGAAAGUCAGGCACAGUGCCGGAAUCUUAUGGCUACAAAUAAUGCUCAGCAAGUAAUGCAGCUUCAAGCACAAAUUAAAGUUUUGACGCAGGAAAAAGAAGAAAUGCAAAAAAUGAUUCAAGAGUUACAGAAUAAAUUAGAGAUAGCAAAAAGUGAUGCAGUACAGUAUGACUCAUUGUUAGCUACAACAUUAGAGGAAGAAUCAGAUUCUAUUAGACAGAUGAAAUUGGGUGAUUUCCAUAAUAAAUCAAAAUCAAAGCCUUAUGAUGAUAUUACGAAUAAAUUAAAAGGCGAAUUGCAAAGGUGUUUAGCUGGACAAGCUAUCAAAAGGAAGGAAAUAACUCGAUUGGAAAAUACUCUAUCGCAGAAAGAAAAAGAACUUGAUAAAGCUUUAACUAUAGCAGAUGUGUGUCGACAGGAAGCAGCUCGAUAUGCUAAACGUGUUAAUGAACUAGAACAAGAAUUGAAAUCUGUACUUACGGAUGAAGCUUUAAAAGCAAAAACUCAAAUACAAAAGUUAUCCAAUCAUCUUAAUGAUGUAAAAAAGCAAUGUGAAUCGUUACGAGAAGAAAAAACAAAGUUAGAACAAAAAUUAAAGGAAACAAUAGCGAUUAAUCAGGAAACACUUAUGAAAUUACAUCAAGAAAGUAUAAAUCAACAAGAGAAAGAUGCCAUUGAUGAGUACAAUAAAGAAUAUUUGGAAAUACAUGCUAAAGCUGUAGAAAGAGUCAGGCAAGAAGCACAAGUUGAAGUAAUGCAAUUAUCCGUGCAAUUGGAACAAACACAAAAAGAAUUGGAUCGUGUUAAAGAGUUGUAUAUAGAUGUCUGUAGUACAAAGGAACAGUUAAUAAGUGAACAUAAAUCUGAAAUCAAAAUGUUAAGAGAAAAAUAUGUUAACUUAGAAGAACGAGAAAUAGAGAUAGAAAAAUAUCAACGUGACUUGCAGGCACAAGCAAAGAUAGUAGAAAAAUUGAUGAACGAGUGUGACAUGUACAGAAGUAAAAUAAUUGAUUUAGAAAAAGAUUUGAAUUAUGAAAGGAAAAAGAAAGACGAAUAUAUAAAGAAGAUUCACCAAGAAAUUGAAAAGGCUAAAGAGGAAGCUUUAAAUGAAUUACGCAAUGCACACCCUAAUCAAGAAAUAAGUGUUUAUUUGCCAGAUCAUUGUUCUGAACAUUUAGAGAAAAUAAAUCAGUUAGAAGAAGAUUGUAAACGUUUGGAAGAUAAACUACAUGCUGCAGUUGAAGAACAGAAAAAAGUGUUGGAAUAUCAAUCUGCGUUAGACGAUGCGAAAUUAAAGAUAGCGCAAGUGGAAAUAUCUCAAGAAUCUUGGAAAAAGAAAUAUGAAAAUGCAAUUAGUGAGAGAAAUAAUUUUAUUACAAAAAUUUCGAAACUUGAUUCUGAAUUGUCAAAUAUCAAGCGAAAUUUAAAAAUCGAAGAUUCCGAUGUAAAAUUAAAAGUAUCUCGGUUUCAAGUAGAAAAUGAAAGUUUAAAAAAUAAGUGUGAGACUUUAAUUAGCGAAACAAACGUUUAUAAGGAUAAAAUUUCACAGUUAGAGAUGGAACUAUCGGAAACAAAAAAAAUAAUUGCAAAUUUCGAGAGUAGGUUAAAAAAGAAUAGUGAAAUAUCAAAUUCAAAAUAUGAAUUGGAAAAAGAUCUUUCUCACUAUAAAGAUUUGGCAACGCGAUUGAGUAUUGACAUAAACCAUUUCAAAGUUGAAAGAAAAAGUAUUCAUGCCAUGGAACAAAAAAUCAAACAACUAGAAGCAGAUUUACAAGGAAAGGAAGAGGAAAUAGAAAGAUUAAAGGACUUUGAGAAAACAAAAGUGGAGAGAGACCAACUUGUAUUAAAGUUAAAAAAUCAGGCAAAACAAUUUGAACAGUAUGUUAAGCAUCAAAAACAAAUAUUUCCUGAAUUAAAUUUAUCACCGCGCAGUUCAAACGAUGGCACAGAUUUUCUAAAAAUAAGGGAAAGUAUGAUAAAAGAGUUACACGAAGAGAUGGAACAAAAGGUACACGAAGAGCUUAAACGUAUAGAGGAACACAAUCGGGAAAAAAGGAACGAAUUGGAAGAAACAUACAAAACAGUUUUAUUAAAAUUAAAAAACAAAUAUUAUGAAGAAAUGCAGAAAGUGAUUGAAACUUGUCGUAAAAUACUGCUAGCAAAACAGUUGGAGAUUGAAAAGUUACAAGAGGAAUUAAAGCAGAAAGAAACUGAUGUGAAUGAAGAGAAAGAUGUGAUGGCUAAAUUUAUCAGUGAAUGGGUUAGAGAAAUUAGGGAAAUAAAAGAUAAAGAAGUUGAGAUGAAUAAUAAAUUACAGCAGUUACAGGAAAGUGAAGAAAAUUUGAAAACAGAAAUAAAAACAUUGAAAGAAAAAGAAGAAGAUAUAAAGAGUAAUAUCGAUAAAUUAAAAAGUAAAUAUCAGUCAGCAAAAAGUACUGCGAACAAUUACAAGGAAUAUGCAGCGAAAAGAGAGAAAUUUUUUAGAGAGGAAUGUAAACGUAUAGAAGAAGGGUAUAAAAGAGCCAUGAAUCAAACACAACAAAAACUUGAUGCAAUUGUUACUACUCAAGAACAAAAACUUAAAGAAAUUGAAUGUCAGUAUACUAAAAAAAUGGAACAAAUGCGACAUGCACAGAAGUACAAAAAUAAAUGUUGAAGUAUAUAUUAAUAUUUAGUUAAAAUAUAUAUAUAUAUAUGCGUAUAUAUGUAUAUGUAUACAUAUACAUAUAUCUUUAUAUAUGUGUGUAUGCGUGUAUAUACAUAUAUAUUAAUAUGCAAUAUAGUUUAGAAGGAAACAGUAGUUAGAAGAGGCUAGAUAUUUUUUUAAUUUAAAGCACUUUAUUGUACAACACUCUAUUAGAAAACUUUUUGUAUUAGGGACCAAUUAACUAAAAAUUAUAAGUGUAUAUUAAUAGAAUUAAUGAUACUUAUUUGCUGUACUUUACUAAGUAACAGCAAACAAUAACAUAAUUUUCUAAACGAGAAUACGAAAGUACAACUCCCGGUUAAUUAAUAGAGUACUAAUUAUGAUUACUAACAUUUAUAUAUUAUUUGUGAAAGAAUGUGAACUUGUAAAGAGAGAAUUAUUUUAAGAUUUAUUAAUUUUAUUUCAAUUUUAUAAAAUGUCUAUAUCUAGAGUAUAAAUAAGUUCUCUUGUAGUGAGACAUUUAGUCACAUGUUCUUACCGAACAUUAUGACAUAAUAUUUUAAUGCAAGACUGGAUUUCUUUCUUAAUACAAUAAAUAUAACUUCAUAAUAAUUAAGAUUAUCUAAGUACACUUUUGAGUAUUACAAAUAUUGUUUACAACUUAUAUAUCCUAAAAGAAAUUAGAAGUACUAAUAUUAAGAUUGUACAAAAUAGAUAUUAAAAUGACGUUAUUAGAAAUUUAUGUUAUAAAUAUAUAUAUAAAAAUUUUACAUUUAUGUUUGAUGUACGAAGUCAAAUUACACAGAUAUAUUGAACAUUGAAAUUGAACGAAUUUAUAUUUAUCUGGCAUUUAAAGUAUUAACUCGAACAAAGUUAAAUGUGUACAAAUUCUUCGUUGAUGUUAUUUAAAUUUUUGAGCUCGUACAUAUAAAAUAUUUUGUACAAAUUAAUAUAUGUAAACAUUUUUGUA